Messenger RNA from Owenia fusiformis, 1422 nucleotides. NCBI's taxonomy places the organism in Eukaryota, Metazoa, Annelida, Polychaeta, Sabellida, Oweniidae. The record is from the annotation of a GenBank genome assembly.
GCGGCUUCGACCAUGAUGGAAGCUCAGAGAAUCACACUCAUUGUUGCAAUGGUUUGUGUGUCACCAUUGACAGUUUCAAGCCAAUUGACAUGGGUAACUGCUCCCGGGCCGAUAUGCGAGGCAACGUGUACGAAGUUCUUAAGUAUUCCGCAAUGGGUGUGUCGUGGGAUUACCAAUCCAUUCCAACAGGAAGGUGCAUGUCUACUGCUUGAGGAUUCACAAGGGUGUUGUGCCGGUUGCGUUAGAGGUGCCAUUAACGCAUCACCAGCUAUUGCAGACCUGCUCACGUUUGUAACUGACACCAUUACCAGAAUUAUUGGGAUAUUUAAUCCUUUCGAACAAGCCCUUAUCAAUGCAGUAAUUGCUGACUUAGUGGGUCUCGACUUCUUUGGAAACAUGGAAAAUAUACUGAAUAAUGUAGAUAACCAAAUUGUUCCGACUACUUGUACCUGGGGGCAGAUCUUUGCGACCAGACUGUGGAGUAUUCAAGACGUCUGUGAGCGUAUCUUAGAUUCAUUUGAUGGUCGCGGAGGGGUGUUUCCCCAGCCACAAGACAGAGAUGCUUUUACACGUGUAUUAGACUUGGUCCUUUGGUUUAAACAGUGCCUGCUACCUAGAUUGCUUGAUCUCAGUGGCUUGGAGUGUUUCAAAGACGACUUGGGUUGCGAGGGACGGCAUCACACCUUCUGUAAACCUGACUGCAGAUGUUCGGAAUGUAGAACGAACGACGACUGCAACGAACCUGAUAGGCCAAACUGUAGAAAUAACCGUGCGGGAAUAAUGAUAUGCGGGGAUCCCCACAUAUCUCAGACCAUCAAAGGCGCUGAACAUCGAAGACUUUGCUACGACUUUGUGGGAAAACCCGGUUCAGCGUAUCUGUUCUUCAGAGAUCACGAGAUAGAUGUCAAAACAACAUUUAUCGAGGAUGAGGACGCCAACCAUGAGUCUUUCGUCGACUACAUCGGGCAAAUUAAUGUAACAAGAAAGGACAUCAAGAUAUCUAUCUCACCAGAUCAGGUAAUCUUGAUAACCUCAGAAUGUGAAACAAUUUACCAGUGGAAAGAAGAUACCGUUAACCUCGCAGGCGGACUAAUGAUGAUCGGAAAGAAACAAAUCCGUGUUUACUUCAACAAUGACACGGUUGAGCUUAUUGUCACUCGUAAAGGACGCGCAAAGGGAACUCCUUUCCUAAACUUUGGUGUCACAGAAAGGGCAGGGUUAUCUACUAACGCCGGUGGAAUUAUGGGAUGGAUUGGUAACAAGGCUGUUUACAAGGAUGAAGGCCCUCAUUCUGGUUACAUAACAUUGGGAGAAGUCACAAUUCCUGUUUACGACAAUAAAGACGGCUGCUUGAAAAUAGAUGAAGAGUAUUUGGACAAGUUCAGCUCUAUUCUUCAUUUGUUCGAAAUGGAUUAAAGUUUA